Molecule: messenger RNA, 3638 nt
Organism: Equus quagga
Lineage: Eukaryota; Metazoa; Chordata; Mammalia; Perissodactyla; Equidae
Gene: SACK1B
Product: family with sequence similarity 83 member B
Exons: 5
Coding region: 421-3456 (1011 amino acids)
Biological process (GO): epidermal growth factor receptor signaling pathway
Cellular component (GO): cytoplasm; membrane
Source: RefSeq, a predicted model, not a curated record
AGGAUCGCCCACCCAGGAGUGGAGACAAGAACUAAAGAGGCUGGAACACUAAGAAAAAGACAUGCUGGUGGCAAGCGGUCAAGGCUAGACUAUGAUGUCCAACAGCUCGUUUCCAGAUUCCCACUUGUAGACAUUUUGCCAGUUACUGGCAGGCACCUCCCCUCUUUCCCUUUCUCAUCCCCAACAAAUGCAGGAGCCCCAGGGAAAUCCAUGACUGUGGCUGAAUCAGUCCUAACAAUGAGCCAGAAAGGGGACGGUGAUGAAAGGACUUAGAAGAGAAAGCUGGUCUUCUUGGUUUUUCAAAAUAACUGAAGAAUGAGGAUGGUGUGAAACAGGAUGCAGUGGGGGUGGGACAUCCAGAUACCUCUCGUCGCUGCACAAAUGGACAUUUGAAAGCACUGUUGUCAAACUCUCGCGAGCAUGGAGACCUCAUCGGUGCUGUCCUCACUGAACGAUGAGUGUAAAUCAGACAAUUACAUUGAACCUCACUACAAGGAAUGGUAUCGAGUGGCUAUUGAUACACUGAUUGAACAUGGGUUAGAAGCAUAUCAUGAAUUUCUUGCCAAGGAACGAGUCUCAGACUUUCUAGCUGAGGAAGAAAUUAAUUAUAUUUUGAAAAAUGUCCAGAAAGUUGCACAAAGUACGGCCCAGGGUACUGAUAAUUCCUGUGAUGACACCUCAUCUUCAGGGACUUACUGGCCCAUUGAAUCUGAUGUAGAAGCUCCAAAUCUUGACUUAGGCUGGCCGUAUGUGAUGCCCGGACUCUUAGGGGGGACCCAGAUAGAACUCCUCUUUCAUCCGCCAAGAGCACACCUACUUACAAUCAAGGAAACUAUUCGGAAGAUGAUAAAAGAAGCAAGAAAGGUUAUUGCUUUAGUGAUGGAUAUAUUUACAGAUGUGGACAUUUUCAAAGAAAUAGUGGAGGCAUCAACUCGAGGGAUAUCUGUAUACAUCCUGCUCGAUGAAUUCAACUUUAAUCAUUUCCUAAGUAUGACUGAGAAACAGGGCUGUCAAGUUCAACGUCUCAGGAAUAUUCGAGUGCGGACAGUAAAAGGCCAAGACUAUCUUUCAAAAACAGGAGCAAAAUUUCAUGGAAAAUUGGAACAGAAAUUUUUGUUAAUUGAUUGUCAGAAAGUUAUGUACGGUUCUUACAGCUACAUGUGGUCAUUUGAAAAAGCUCACCUCAGCAUGGUUCAGAUAAUCACAGGACAACUUGUUGAGUCCUUUGAUGAAGAAUUUAGAACUCUCUAUGCCAGAUCCUGUGUCCCCAGUUCAUUCGCUCAGGAAGAAUCGGCAAGGGUGAAGCAUGGCAAAGCACUCUGGGAGAAUGGCACUUACCAGCGUUCGGUUUCUUCAUUAGCCUCCAUUUCCAGCCAAAGAAACCUUUUCGGUAGACAAGACAAAAUCCAUAAACUAGAUUCUAGUUACUUUAAAAACAGAGGGAUAUAUACCCGAAAUGAACAUGACAAAUAUAACGUAAGAAAUCAUGUGUACAAACCUCAUUUUCUUCCAAACUUUAACGGCCCCAAUACCAUCCGUCAGUAUCAACCCAGUCAGAUGAAUGAAAAUUGGAAGCGGCAUAGUUAUGCUGGGGAACAGCCGGAAACGGCACCCUACCUGCUGCUUAACAGGGCUCUGAAUCGAAACAUUCACCCUCCCAGUAGCUGGAAAAGGCCUUCAGAUAGUCUCAGUGUGACGUCCUCAUCCCGCGGGGACUAUGCAAGCCACCAUAACCCACCUGCCCAGAGCUUUGCUGACCGGCUUGCCCAGAGGAAAACAACAAAUCUUGCAGAAAGGAAUUCAAAUGUGCGGAGGUCUUUUAACGGGACAGAUAAUCAUGUCCGCUUUUUGCAACAACGAAUGCCAACCCUUGAACACACCACCAAGUCAUUCCUGCGUAACUGGAGAAUUGAAUCUUACUUAAAUGAUCAUUCAGAAGCUGCACCUGAGUCAAAUGGAUCGACUCUAGGUGACCGGUUUGAGGGCUACGAUGGUUCCGAGAAUUUGAAAGCCAAUGCCCUUUAUACUCACUCUCGGCUUCGUUCCUCUUUUGUGUUUAAACCCACGUUACCUGAGCAGCAGGAAGUUAACAGUUGUACAACUGGCUCCUCAAAUUCAACUAUCAUUGGUUCUCAGGGAAGCGACACACCUAAAGAGGUCCCAGACACCCCUGCAAGUGUACAGCAUUUGACAGACAAACCCUUGCCGGAAUCAAUCCCCAAGGCCCCCUCGCCCUCAGAGGCACCAAAAAUGCACACCUUGCAGCUUCCUGAAGACCACUCACCAGUCCUAAACCAAACUGCAAAUGGCCAUAUGGAGUCAAACAACUAUUUAUAUACGACCUUGUGUGUAAAUAAGCAGACCGAAAAUCUCAAGAAUCAACAAAAUGAGAAUCUGCUUAAAAGGCGAAGUUUCCCAUUCUUUGACCACUCAAAAGCCAAUUUAGAUCAUGGAAAUAGUAAGCAGUAUGUAUACAGUACACUUACCAGGAAUCGAGUGAGACAACCCGAAAAGCCCAAAGAGGAUUUGCUGAAAAGUUGUAGAAGCAUGCACAGUGUGACCCGUGGCACAGAAGAGGAGAGGGAGGUUAUCAAGAGAGACGCUGCGAGCGGAACUGCUUCCAAGUCCAUUUCCAUUGCUGCUUUGCAUGAUGUGAAUAAGGAGGAAGCUAACAAGGAACUCACUUCAAAGAAGGAAGUUAAGGGCUCCCCAAGUUUUUUGAAAAAGGGCUCUCAGAAGUUAAGGUCGUUACUUAGCCUUACCCCAGAGAAGAAAGAAAAUCUAUCCAAAAAUAAAGCGCCUGCCUUUUACAGAAUGUGUAGCAGUUCUGACACCUUAGUUUCUGAGGCUGAAGAGAAUCAAAAACCAAAAAAAUCAGAAUCCAAACUUGAGUCAUCUCCUAGAAGAAAGCGUUCUUCCUCAUCAAACUCUCCAGGCAGCAUCCACAAGAGUAAGGAAGAUGUAACAGUUAGCUCAUCUCAGGGCAUAAACUCCCCAUCCGAUGAAAGUAACAAAAUCAUACCUUCUCCAGGUCCAGCUGAGCGCAAGUUCUUGGAAAGGGCGGGCGAUGCCUCUGCCCCAAGAUUUAACACCGAACAGAUCCAGUACCGUGAUUCGAAGGAGAUGAAUGCAGUUGUUGCUCCUGAGAGAAAACCAGCUGCUUCUCCAAGGCUAAAGCCCAACGAGCUUCUAAGAACUCAUUCAAUGGACCGGCGCGUUUAUAGUCGUUUUGAGCCAUUCUGUAAGAUUGAAAGCUCUAUUCAGCCAACAAGCAACAUGCCCAACGCCGGUAUACACCGCCCAGAAAUAAAAUCCACAGCUAUAGGUAAUAGUUAUGGCAGGUCCAGCCCAAUACUUAAUUACAACACUGGCGUUUAUCACUCAUACCAACCAAAUGAAAACAAGUUUCGAGGAUUUAUGCAGAAGUUUGGAAACUUCAUACACAAGAAUAAAUGAAAUACUGUAAUUGCAAAUACAUAUUAAAAUAUAAAAUGAAUGUGGCUAUAAAUAUUGUCAAAGGACAUUGGGGACAGUUUUUGUAACAUGCCAAUAGAUUUCGAUAGGGGCAGAAUUUGGGGUAUAACGUGUAUGUUUACCAAUGUAUAAUGUACAGUAAAGUUAUUGUUCUGUGUGAUAAA